Messenger RNA from Patiria miniata (bat star), 3055 nucleotides. RefSeq names its product crystallin J1A-like. The transcript is spliced from 6 exons. Lineage: Eukaryota; Metazoa; Echinodermata; Asteroidea; Valvatida; Asterinidae. The record is from RefSeq and is a predicted model, not a curated record. The coding region runs from base 170 to 1129 and encodes 319 amino acids.
CCCAUGUGCAUUGAACGUUUAUUUGUGCAGAUAGACGGUGCGUAAACAUCUAACUUUCCGGUUGAAAAUUUUGCUGAUAUCAUUGUUGCACUGACCUGAGUGUGUCACACAUUUCCCAGCAUCUCAUCUCCGAUUUGUACAGUCCAGUGCAAGGGAAAAAAUCUGCAAAAUGAGUUCCGUUUCGAGCCGCGCUAUCGGUGCGAUUGUGGGAGGUUUUAUUGCUGAUGCUGCAGGUCUUCCUCUUCACUGGAUUUACAACACAGCGGACCUCGGUGCCAUCGUGGCCAAAUAUGACAAGCCAGAGUUCAUUCCAGAGGGUCAAUGUCCAUUCUACAAAGUACCCACAGGAUCUCUGAGUGCCUAUGGUGACCAGUGCUAUGUCUUGCUGAAGUCCUUGGUGGACAACAAAGGGUUGAAUGUGGACAGUUACAAGUCCAGUUUGAAGUCCACCUUUGGCCCCGGCAGUGCCUACGAUAUCGACCACUCGGGACCCAAACCAAUCAACGGACCAUGGAUCAGUCAUAAUAUAUCAAAUUUCCUGAAAAACUGCAAUGAGAACAAGGAGAAACCUGGAGACACGGAAAGCAAAGAUAUGGAUGGCGUGUGCAAGAUUAGUCCCUUGGUGGCGCUCUACGCUGGUGAUCCUAAACUCAUGGAGUACGUGGAGACUGUUGUGAGGAUCACUCAGAAUAAUGACAUCGCUGUCAGGUUUGCACUGGCAGGUGCUAAGCUUGUGGAGGACUACGUCUUGAACGGUCCCAAUCCUCAGGCUGUGGACAAGAUGAUGAGCUCUGUGGAUUCCGAGGCUAAGGAUGCCAUUCAAGAGGUACUGAAGACCAAGACCGAACCCCAUGCUGAGGUGGUAAAGAAGAACGGCUCUAGCUGUGCGAUGCCGGGCAACUUCAAGAAUGCCCUUCACGGAGUGGUGAAUGCCACCGAUGACUUCGUGACCUCUGCUCGUCCUUCCAUGGUUGCUGGGGGAGACAACGUCUCUCGUCUCAUGUUCAUCGGGACUUGUCUGGGAGCUCAGGGUGGGGUCGAAUCCCUGCCUUCUGAUUGGCUGAGUAAGACCACCAAGGCAGGCGAAAUCAAGGGCCUGGCCGAGCAACUGUUUGCAAUGCGAAAGUAGAACAGAUUGGUUGGUGAGGGAAAUUGCUCAUUUACAAAGUAAAUGUUUGGCAGUGAUUUCCUUUCUUAGUUGGGAUUUCUAACUUUCAAUUUAGUUAUUUUAUUUGCAGUUUCAGUUGUGUGUUUUGUGGCAUGUUUAUUCAAAUAUUACGAUAGCUGCCGUCUGUUUCCAAUAUUGAUAAAAAAUCUAUUAAUUUCCCAAUGCAGUAGUAAACAUUUGAGCAAGAGUAAACCACCCGUAUGGCAUAAAAUGUGUUAAAUUAUAAAAAAAAAAUCAAAUAAUCUCUGAAAGAGAAUUAUCAUUGGAAACUAAAACCAGUUUUGUGAUUUUUUUGUGCUCUGUUGAAUGAAAUAGUAUCUGUAUCUGUAGCAUACUGCAAACAAACUCCACUAUGGGAUAUAAGGUUGCAGGUGAGUGGUGGCUAGCAGCAUCCCUAAACAAUUUUGUUAGUAGGCGCCCUUAGUGUUGAAGACAACUGCAUCUCAUGGAGUCUUGACUUAAAGGACUCCACUGAAGUAGCUUCCCUGACUUCUGUAGGAAGUAGGUUCCACUGAGCUGUUGUUCUUGGUAGGAAAGAAUAUCUGUAGCAGUCCUUGUUAGAUGUAGGGUGAACAAAGGAUAAUGAAUAUAAUUUUCUAGUUAAGAUUUUGUCCCGUUUGGAAUCAACUUGGUACUGAUCAACAUCAAUUGCGAUUUUGUGGUGAAUGGAUUUGUAGAGCAAGGUUAGUCUGGAUAUGGUUCUGCAUUCCUCCAAUGAUUUCCAUCCGAGGUGGGUGAUCAUGGAUGAGACACUACUUGUGCGCCUGAAGUCCUUACAGACGAGUCUUGCCGCUCUGCGUUGGACAGCUUUCAGUUUAUUUUUGUGGUCCUGAUGGUAUGGAUCCCAUAUGCUGGCGCGAUAUUCUAACUUGGGUCUGACCAGGGUCGUAUAUGCAGUUUCUUUAACUUUGGUGGAGCAGCUGAACAGAUUCCUGCGCAACAGUCCAAGAACUUUGUUUGCUUUAGUAGUAGAGUUACUUAUGUGUUCAGCCCAGUUCAGUUUGUUGUUUAAUUCUACUCCCAGGUAGGUGUGAUUUGUGACUGUUUGGAGAGGAUUGUCAUUUAUCUUAAAAGAUGACAGAAGAGGUUCUCUUUUGUGGGUCAUGUGCAUGGCAUAACAUUUGGUGAUGUUGAAUCGCAUCUGCCACUUGGACUCCCAGUUACAAAGGGUAAUGAUGUCGUUUUGUAGUUUCUGAAGUAGGUCACUAAUCAUGUAGGUGACUCGAAUACAACACUCGAGAGUCGUGCAUUAUGAGGCUGAGGUUACAACACAGACCUUAACUUUUUUGUUCACUAGCCAGCCGGGCUACUGAAACAGACUCUUAAUAUUAGCUCUCGGGUAUUUUCACUAGCCCGCCUUUCUUUUGUGGCUCAAAUACAAAAUGGCAUAUUUUCAGGCUCAAUUCUGAGGCAAUUAUGUUUUUAUGAAACGGCUCUAAUAAUUUAACCAUAAAAUUAGACACAAAUUAAUGAGGUUUUCUUUCUGAAUUUAAUGAUUUAAUUCUUCCUGUCCUUUCAUCUUUGCCGUAUCCCAAUAAUUUUUGUCUCGCCAGGCGGGCUACUUAAGGAAUAGUUUGACUAGCCCGCCGCUGUUGUGACUUGCAUUUGGCUAGCAGGGUACCGCUAAUUUCGAACCGUGUAACACUUACAAUAAAUGUGUCGUAUCAAAUACGAAAAUGAUUUCCCCUAACUUUGAAAGAAAAACCAUUUAAUGAAAUGCAAAAAAUCAAGUUAUGAAAUUUAAUAACUUUCAAAGGUAGUCUUCAACUAUUUUCCAUGUAUUUAAAGUUUGUAUGGAAACAUUUCUUAGAGUUAGAACUUUGCCAUAAUCCUCUAAUAUAUGUUUUAAAAUAAGAUUAAGAAUAAAUUGAAAUGGCCAGAAUUGUU